CUUUCACUUUCGGAGGCAGCUGUUACACCCAAGGUCUGAGAAGAGAAAGUUGUCUUUAUUCUCGGUCCCACAGACUUCAUUACAACGUCACAGUGGUGUCCGAGAAUGGAUCUGUGUCAUCAAAGUUUCUCGCUGAGGUGCAUCUGGAUGAUGAGCUCUUCAUGCUCUAUGAUGGGCAGAAAGGCAGGGCAGAGCCUCAGGUGCCCUGGGCAGAACCAUUCCUGGGAAAUGAGACCAAAGACUUGAAACAGAAUGGGAAGGCUCUCAGGAUGACGAUGGCGCAAAUAAAAGACCAGAAAGGAGGGUUAGGGGCAGCCUGGCAUUCGCUGCAGGAGAUAACGGAAUGUGAGAUCCACAAAGACAAUAGCACCAGUGGCUUCAGGCAUUUCUACCAUGAUGGGAAGUUCUUCUUAUCCCAAAACCUGAAGACUCAGCAGAUAGUGCCCUCGUUCUCAAGAGCUAAGGAAAUCCGGAAGAUCUUGAUUACAGAAGCCAUGACACACGCCAGCCCUGUGCUGGCAGACUGUGUGCAUAAGCUACAGCGACAUCUGGAAUCCAAGAUGGGCUUCAGGAGAGCAGUACCCCCGACAGUAAAUGUGACCCACAGUCAGGUCUUGGAUGGCUACAUGGGACACGGCAGGAAUCAGAGCACUGACACAGGGAAUGCCCGGAGGCCUUGGAGUCGAUGGCUAGCCAUUCUCUGUGCCCUUAUUUUUGCCUCGCCUAUGGUGUAUUUCUUUUGGUUAAAGAAGAGGACAUCAGCUGCCGGAGGUCCAGAUCUCGUGAGCCUGCACGUCCUGGACCAAGGCCAAGUUGUGACAGGAGCCCAUGAGGGCACCACACAGCUGGGGUUGCAGGCUCUGCUGUUGGCUCCUGGGGCCACUGGCCACGCUGAAGGCACCCAGACCUUGCAGCCAGGUGGCCUGGCCUCACCUCCUUGACGGGACCUUACCAGCACGUUCCCUCUCAGUGACUCAGUCCCCUCAUUUGUGAGGUGUUCCUAGCACUACCAUAUGACUACUUUAUUUUUGUUGUUUUACUAUUUAUCACAUUUUAAGGUAUCAUACGUGCAGUAAGUGUGUCAGGGGAGCUUUGUGUUGAGUGUCCUUGGAGUGACUCCCCCUGGGGAACUCUGACCUUGGGAAGUGCUUUCUUGGCACUUGGAGGACCCCAUGCCACCAUCACAUUCUUAUGCCUGACCUGGUAUGCAUUAUGUCUGUACAGUUUUAUGUAAUAGAAAUUUACUAUUUAAAUAUACAUUUCUGGUUUGUGUCUCACUUCCUGUGUCUGGGAAGGGACUGUGUGUGAGGUUCAGGAAAAAAUCUCCCCCAUCUUCUCCCCACCAGCUUGGUGACUGACAGAUUCUCAGCAAAACAGAGGGCUGGGACAGGAGGGUGGGCGAUCCCUGGGGCCAAGUUUGGGUCUUCAUCCUGUGGGGAGCAGCUGCCCUGAAGGGUUGGAGCCUUCCUGUCAUGAUGAGAGCCCAACUGUGAUGUCGGGGAAGGGACAGAAGGUGCUUUGGAUGUCCUGAUGUUAUAGAACAGGGUCAGUGUGCUGCUGUGCUGAAUGUCUGCUGGAGAGAAGUGACUAAGGUAAUGAAGGAUAAAUGAGCCCAGAACGUGGAUGAGUAAAGAGCCUCAGGGUCUCCUACCCUCAGUUCAGACUAACUGGAGAAGGGAGGUGGGAGGUAGGAUGUUCCCCUCUAAUCCCUGAUGCUUGGUUCCCCUGAGUACUUGUUGUGGGGCACACAGGUGGCCAGUGCUUUUCUUGGUCAGGGCAGCUUCAGCCUCACCCAUGCCAGGCAGUGGUGGCCAAGUGCUGUAGGGUCCCUGACCAAGAGACCAGGGCAGUGGUGGGAUCCUUCUGAGUAGCAGGAUCAGGACCUGCCUGGGAACAGGAGAUGGAUGAGGGACCCCAUUAGGUCCUGUUUCCCCAACCUGGCUUCACAGAGUAACUGAUAGGGAGCUGGAGCGGGGAAUUCAUUCAUACAUGGCUUAUCCAGAGAUGAGUUUAUUGACAUAUUCCUUUGUGUUUUUAUUCAGUGCUGAUGUCAUCGUAUAUACAUUUGUGCAUGCAUGUUCUGUGUUUAAGUAUUCUUGUGUUUUAGUUAAACUUCAAGUGUCACUUGUACUAGUUGUCAUCAGGCCUAUAAUCUUAUAUUCAUUGAAGUUUUUAUUUUAAUCAAAGGUAUAAUUUUUUUUUUUUUUUUUAGAGACAGAGUCUCACUUUGUCACCCUCGGUAGAGUGCCGUGGUGUUACAGCUCACAGCAACCUCCAGUGGGCUUAGGUGAUCCUCUUGCCUCAGUCUCCCGAGUAGCUGGGACUACGGGCGCCCACCACAACACCUGGCUAUUUUUUUGUUGCAGUUUGGCUGGGGCCACGUUUGAACCCACCACCCUUGGUAUACAGGGCUGGCACCCUACCCACUGAGCCACAGGCACUGCCCCAAAGGUAUAAUUUUUUAUUUUGAUCAAAGUUAUAAUUGUCCAAGACCAAAAAAGUCAAAUACUUGCACAGGAUUUUUCAAGAAAAAGAAGUGUCUUCUCUGCCUCUCCUCAAUGUCUACCUUCCUAGAGGCAACUGCUUUUGACUUUUUUAGGUGAUUCUUUUGACUCCUACCUCCAUAUCUCUAAAUACCUUUCUUUUAAUAAUACUGCUUGAUUUUUCACUUACAUUCAUUGUCUGUUACAUCUCACAGUGAUGGAUGCAAAAGCUAAUAGUAAUUGUUCUCUUUCAC
Molecule: messenger RNA, 2737 nt
Organism: Nycticebus coucang (slow loris)
Lineage: Eukaryota; Metazoa; Chordata; Mammalia; Primates; Lorisidae
Product: MHC class I polypeptide-related sequence A-like
Exons: 6
Coding region: 162-941 (259 amino acids)
Biological process (GO): immune response; antigen processing and presentation of endogenous peptide antigen via MHC class I via ER pathway, TAP-independent; positive regulation of T cell mediated cytotoxicity
Cellular component (GO): external side of plasma membrane
Molecular function (GO): peptide antigen binding; signaling receptor binding
Source: RefSeq, a predicted model, not a curated record